GGAGCUGCCCAAGCCAAGCAGAGAGAAAGGAAGCAGGCCUGGGAAGGGAUUGUGACACAAUCCCAGCAAUGUGGAAAAGCCUGGGGCUUGCCCUGGCUCUCUGUCUUCUCCCCUGGGGAGGAACAGAGAGCCAUAUCCCAAGCUCAAUAUGUAAGCAACCACCAUCUUGGAGCAUAGCAGAACAAGAUCCAAUGCUGAAUUCCUUUGGUUCAGUAACUGUGGUUGCUCUUCUUCAAGCUAGCUGAUACCUGUGCAUUCUGCAGGCAUCCAGAUUGGAAGAGCUACGAGUAAAACUGGAAAAAGAAGGCUAUUCUAAUAUUUCGUAUGUUGUCAUUAAUCAUCAAGGAAUCGAUUCUCAAUUAAAAUACAUACAUCUUAAAAAUAAGGUUUCUCACCAUAUUCUUGUCUAUCAACAAGAAGAAAAUCAAACAGAUGUCUGGACUCUCUUAAAAGGAUCCAAAGAUGACUUUCUCAUAUAUGACAGAUGUGGCCGUCUUGUAUACCAUCUUGCUUUGCCUUAUUCCUUUCUAACUUUCCCAUAUGUAGAAGAAGCUAUUAAGAUUGCUUACUGUGAAGAAACAUGUGGAAACUGCUCUCUCAUGACUCCAGAAGAUGAAAGCUUUUGUAAAAAUGUGUCUCUGGCUACUGUGGAAAAAGUAAGUGAGGCUCUGCGGCCACAUCACCAUCACACGCAUCAUCACAAGCACGGGCACCAGCAUCUUGACAGCAGUGAACUUUCAGAGAAGCAGCACCCAGGAACACCAGAUGCUCCUCUUCAUCUCCCUCCUUCAGGCCUUCAUCACCAUCAUAAGCACAGGGACCAACAUAGGCAGGGGAACCAGGAGAGCUGAGAUAUGCCCGAAAGUGAAAGUUUGCAGCUUUCACUUGUACGAAAGAAGCUCUGACAGAGGGGAUGUUUAAAUCAGUUACGGUGUAAGAUGCUCAAAAAGUCAGAGCUAGCUCCAAGUAGCUGUUGCUGCCAUUGUCGACAUCUGAUAUUUGAAAACACAGGGUCUGCAGUCACCUGACGGUGUAGAGAAAACCUCCCAUCAUUAUGUAGCUGACAGGGACUUCUGGCAGAGGAGAACGUCAUUGAAUCUUGUCAGUGACGUUUGCCUCCUGCUGCCUGACAGACAAGUCAGCAGCUCAAGCCCACAGAAGCCAGCACUAAUUGAAGCUGAAAUAAUUUGGCAAAAAAGUGAAAAUGACCUUCAAACUAAAUAUUUAAAAUAAGAUAUUGGAGUUCUCUCUAAAGUCAGUCUCGAUGCAAUUUCAUUUCCAGAAUUUUUACAAGCUACCUAAUUAGUGAAACAAAACUAGAAUUGGAUUCGUGCAAACAUGGAGAAAUGGAAUAGAUUGGCUUCCAAACAUUGAAUUACACAUUACAGAAAUUUUGAACCAAAAAUAUUUUUAUAAUGGGGCAACUGAAAGGUGAUUGCAGCUUUUGGUUAAUAUGUCUUUCUUUUUCUUUUUCCAGCAUUCUACUUGCAUUAAUGAUAACAGAAACGUAAACUAUGACCUAGGGGUUUCUGUUGGAUAAUUAGUAAUUUAGAAUGGAGAAGGAACAACAAAGACAUGUUUUCCAUUUUUUCUUUACUUAUCUCUCAAAAACAUUAUCUUUGUAAUCUUACAGUUUAGCUGAUUAAGUCUUUAAGGAAAGAAAUAGAUUCUGUUUUUUUUUUAAGACUCAGAAACACUUAACAUAUGAAUAUUCUUCUAAAAAGCAUAUGUCUCUACAUUUUAAAUAUGCAUUUAUCUCUUUAUAGCUAAGACUCAUAUCUUGAUUUUUACUUUCCCAUAUGAAUAAAGCCUUUGUAUCUUCCUCUUUAUCUAACAUUGCAUCACACUCUUCUGAAUUUUUAGUGUCUGUCUUGAAAGAUAUAAGGGGAGAGAGAAAAGAAUGUUGUCUAUCUUUAGGCUGCUCAGAGUAUCUCCAUAUUAAUGAUGGUUUAACAGGUAAACUAAACCCUAUGAACCUGAAUUUCUUUAUGGAUAAUACUACUAAGUGAGAAUGCAGUUCACAUUUGGAUACCAUACAGGUUUGUCUUAAUAAACUCAAUAAAAAAGUUUAAAGCUG
Messenger RNA from Oryctolagus cuniculus (rabbit), 2077 nucleotides. It is a transcript of the gene SELENOP, whose product is annotated as selenoprotein P. NCBI's taxonomy places the organism in Eukaryota, Metazoa, Chordata, Mammalia, Lagomorpha, Leporidae. The record is from RefSeq and is marked validated. Gene Ontology annotation, biological process: selenium compound metabolic process. Gene Ontology annotation, molecular function: selenium binding. Gene Ontology annotation, cellular component: extracellular region.